Molecule: messenger RNA, 2989 nt
Organism: Pterocles gutturalis (yellow-throated sandgrouse)
Lineage: Eukaryota; Metazoa; Chordata; Aves; Pterocliformes; Pteroclidae
Gene: PTPRG
Product: protein tyrosine phosphatase, receptor type, G
Exons: 15
Biological process (GO): protein dephosphorylation
Molecular function (GO): protein tyrosine phosphatase activity
Source: RefSeq, a predicted model, not a curated record
AUGAUAUGGAAGCAAUUCCAGUCAAGCAGUUCGUUAAACACAUCAGUGAGCUGUAUUCUAAUAACCAGCAUGGGUUCUCGGAAGACUUUGAGGAAGUGCAGCGCUGUACGGCCGACAUGAACAUCACUGCAGAGCAUUCCAACCACCCCGACAACAAGCACAAGAACAGAUACAUCAACAUCCUAGCCUAUGAUCACAGCAGGGUGAAGCUAAGGCCUUUACCAGGAAAAGAUUCUAAGCACAGUGACUACAUUAAUGCUAAUUAUGUCGAUGGUUACAACAAAGCAAAAGCCUACAUUGCUACCCAGGGACCUUUAAAGUCUACCUUUGAAGAUUUCUGGAGGAUGAUUUGGGAACAAAAUACUGGAAUCAUUGUCAUGAUCACAAACCUUGUUGAAAAAGGAAGAAGGAAAUGCGAUCAGUACUGGCCAUCAGAGAACAGCGAGGAGUAUGGCAACAUCAUCGUCACACUGAAGAGCACAAACAUUCAUGCCUGCUACACUGUGCGCCGCUUCACAGUCAGGAACACAAAGAUGAAAAAGGGUCAGAAAGGAAACCCCAAAGGGCGGCAGAACGAGAGGACGGUUAUUCAGUAUCACUACACGCAGUGGCCUGACAUGGGUGUGCCGGAGUACGCUCUGCCUGUGCUCACCUUCGUUAGGAGGUCCUCCGCAGCCAGAACCUCGGACAUGGGACCAGUGGUGGUGCACUGCAGUGCUGGUGUUGGCAGAACUGGUACCUACAUUGUGAUAGACAGUAUGCUGCAACAGAUCAAAGACAAAAGCACAGUUAAUGUCCUGGGUUUCCUGAAACAUAUCAGGACACAGCGCAACUACCUCGUCCAGACAGAGGAGCAGUACAUUUUUAUUCAUGAUGCCUUGUUGGAAGCCAUCCUUGGGAAGGAGACGGAAGUAUCUGCAAACCAGCUGCAUAGUUAUGUUAACAGCAUCCUCAUACCUGGCAUAGGAGGGAAGACACGACUAGAAAAACAGUUCAAGCUGGUUACACAGUGUAAUGCAAAAUACGUGGAAUGCUUCAGUGCUCAGAAAGACUGCAACAAAGAGAAAAACAGGAACUCAUCAGUCGUGCCGUCUGAGCGUGCUAGAGUGGGCUUGGCACCGCUGCCUGGAAUGAAGGGAACGGAUUACAUUAAUGCCUCUUAUAUCAUGGGCUACUACAGGAGUAACGAGUUCAUAAUAACCCAACAUCCGCUGCCACAUACGACUAAAGAUUUCUGGCGAAUGAUCUGGGAUCACAAUGCACAGAUCAUCGUCAUGCUGCCGGACAACCAGAGCCUGGCAGAAGAUGAGUUUGUGUACUGGCCAAGUCGCGAGGAAUCCAUGAACUGUGAGGCCUUUACUGUGACCCUUAUCAGCAAAGACAGACUGUGCCUCUCUAACGAAGAGCAAAUUAUCAUCCAUGACUUUAUCCUUGAAGCUACCCAGGAUGACUACGUUCUGGAAGUCCGCCACUUUCAGUGUCCUAAAUGGCCAAACCCAGAUGCUCCCAUAAGCAGUACCUUUGAACUUAUCAAUGUAAUCAAGGAAGAGGCCUUAACAAGGGAUGGCCCCACCAUAGUUCAUGAUGAGUAUGGAGCUGUGUCAGCGGGAACGCUAUGUGCCCUUACCACUCUGUCCCAGCAGCUGGAGAAUGAAAAUGCUGUCGAUGUUUUCCAGGUGGCAAAGAUGAUAAAUCUCAUGCGACCUGGAGUAUUUACAGACAUUGAACAGUACCAGUUUCUUUAUAAGGCAAUGCUAAGCUUGGUCAGCACUAAGGAAAAUGGAAACGGUCCCAUGACACUGGACAAAAACGGUGCUGUGAUGGCCAGUGACGAAUCUGAUCCGGCAGAAAGCAUGGAGUCUCUUGUCUAAUUGGAAACCUGAAAAGGCACUUAAUUUGUAGAACUUCUGAAGACUGAGUGAACUUUUUUGAGGCCUUUUUUGCCAGACUCUAGGUUAUACAAUAACCCAAUUACUUUUUUACACUGAUAAAAGUUUUGAUAUUUAUUUUUUGCCAUUUUAUGUCUUAAUGGUAUCCUACUGAGCAUUUGCACCUCUGUUUAUUUCACACAGUGAAACGCAAUUUUAUCUAGUUUGCACUAUAUGAUCAGUGUUACUGCCUAUAAUAUCCUAAUACAAGACAAGCCCUGAUGUGACAUUCCAUGAGAACGAACAUACGCUUUUUCUGUUUUGUUUAAAUGCAAUGAAGUUUUUGCUAACUACAGUGACCCUCGAAUCUUAAAUCUUGAAUGCUAGGCCAGAUGGAUUCUUUCUACGACAGAUCCUGUACCCCUUCAUACCAUAUUUAUUGUUUUAUUGAUCACGUCACAGUUUUGGUAACGGUAUUCUGCAUUCCAGUGGAGUGGAUGAGCAGUGUUCAUCCCUUUCUUGACAAAACGUGGCAGGUGAUUAUUAGCUACAGUGAAGGUGUAAUAGCCUUGUGGAGCUGAAACAAUUAUUUCUGUAUUGUUUCAAAUUGCUGUUUUGUACACUUACGGGCCUAAGACUUGCUUCACAUGGAAUAUAUAAAUUACAUACAAUAUAAUUAUAAAUUAGAUGCAAUUCAUAUGUCGGACGCAGUGAUAGGUUUUGAAUUUACAAUUUCAAAAUUUCCCCAUUUAUUCAGAAAAAUGUCAAUUUGCAUUUUUAACAAGCCCUCUAUGGGAAAGUAUUUUGGUUUUAUUCUCAUCAGAGCCAAUACAGUGAGAAAUCUACCACAGCCCAAAAUCAGACUUGUUUUCAGAUAUAUUGAAGGUAGCAAUAUUUUACAUUACUAAGCUAUUCAAUAUUUUAAACACAUUAAUUUCAUUACUAUUUCUUGAACAUGACCUCACACCUAAUGGUAUGUUACAUGAUGACAGGCGUUUCUUAAUUUCAUAACUGUUAGAUGCCAUUUUUACAGGUGUGUAAUUUUCAUACUUUAGUGCUAAAACAUAAAGUACUGAUCCAUAUUUACUGGUGAAGCAAACUAAUAAAAAAAACUACCUAUA